Molecule: messenger RNA, 6803 nt
Organism: Bufo bufo (common toad)
Lineage: Eukaryota; Metazoa; Chordata; Amphibia; Anura; Bufonidae
Gene: IQGAP1
Product: IQ motif containing GTPase activating protein 1
Exons: 38
Coding region: 152-5119 (1655 amino acids)
Biological process (GO): regulation of GTPase activity; regulation of actin cytoskeleton organization
Cellular component (GO): cytoplasm; nucleus
Molecular function (GO): calmodulin binding; actin filament binding; GTPase activator activity
Source: RefSeq, a predicted model, not a curated record
GGGCGGACACACCCGGGCUGCUCAGCACUGAGGAGGCUCCUGUAGCGCUGGAGAAGUUGUCUCCGUGUCCUUCCUGCCCCUCUCACACCUUCUCUCCAUCGGGUGGAAGGGAACCGCUCCCCAUCAGAUCCAGACCCCGCCAGAAGUCACCAUGUCCACCUCGGAUGAUGUGGACGGGCUCGUCCGUCCUCACUAUGGCUCUGUGCUGGACGAGGAAAGGCUUACAGCCGAAGAGAUGGAUGAAAGGAGACGUCAGAAUGUGGCCUAUGAAUAUUUGUGUCACUUGGAGGAAGCAAAGAGGUGGAUGGAGGCCUGCCUAAUGGAAGACCUGCCCCCUACCACAGAGCUGGAGGAAGGGCUCAGGAAUGGGGUUUACCUGGCCAAACUUGGAAACUUCUUCAGCCCAAAAGUUGUGUCUCUGAAGAAGAUUUAUGAUCGGGAGCAGACCAGAUACAACGCCACCGGUCUUCACUUCAGACACACGGACAAUGUGAUUCAGUGGCUUAAUGCGAUGACAGAAAUUGGCCUUCCAAAGAUUUUUUACCCCGAGACUACAGACAUCUAUGAUAGGAAGAAUAUGCCUCGCUGUAUAUAUUGCAUCCACGCUUUAAGUCUGUACCUGUUUAAACUAGGCCUCGCCCCGCAGAUCCAGGACUUGUACGGGAAAGUGGAAUUUACAGCGGAAGAGAUUGACAUCAUGAAGAGUGAGCUGGAGAAGUACGGGAUUCAGAUGCCUGCAUUCGGUAAAAUCGGAGGAAUCUUGGCCAGUGAGCUUUCCGUAGAUGAAGCUGCAUUGCAUGCAGCUGUAAUUGCCAUCAAUGAAGCAAUAGACCGGGGAGUUCCUGCAGAAACCUUCACCGCUCUGAAGAAUCCUAACGCCAUGUUAGUUAAUCUUAAUGAGCCCCUUUCUACUGUUUAUCAAAACACCCUUUAUCAAGCAAAGCAACAUAAAAUGGAGAAUGCCAAGAAACGGAUAAAUUCUGAGAAUGAGGGGGCCGAACGAGAUGUGUACGAGGAACUGCUAACUCAAGCUGAAAUACAAGGCAAUCUCAACAAAGUGAAUUUGCAAUCAGCCAUUGGAAGGGUUGACCAAGCUCUGGAGAACGGCAGCCCGCCAGUGCUGUUUGAGGCUCUCUCCAAUCAAGCACUUGCACUAAGAGCAUUGCAAAGGGACAACGCCGAGUGGUACUUUAAUCGGCUGCAGAGCGAUAAGCAGCAGAAAUUGGAGAACGGCUUGACGGGAGCCCUACAGAAGGAGGAGUUGCAGGCCGGAGUGGACGCUGCCAAUGCUUCAGCUCAGCAGUUACAGAGAAGGCUGGCUGCAGUGGUCAGGAUUAAUGACGCCAUCAGAAAGGGGGUGGCAGGAGAGACUGUACAGGAGUUGAUGAACCCCGAUGCCCAGCUACCAGAGGUAUUCCCAUUUGCAGAGGAGCUGUACCAGAGAGAGCUUGCCACAUUGCAGCAGCAGAGCCCAGAGGGGAACCUCACUCACCCGGAGCUCUCCGUUGCGGUGGAGAUGUUGUCCUCUGUGGCUCUAAUUAACAGGGCUUUGGAUACCGGAGAUGUAAACACUGUCUGCAAACAGCUGACCAACCAGGUCACCGGCCUGAUGGACGUAGAGGAUGAAAACGUUCAGAGGUACAUCGAUGAAUUGAUAAAAUUGAAACAACAGGCUCGGGAAGAAGGGAAUGAGUUUAUUACGUGGAAUGAUAUCCAGGGAUGCGUGAAUCAAGUUAAUAACACUGUACACGAGGAGCAUGCCAGGAUUUUGGCAAUUGGGCUCAUAAAUGAAGCUUUGGAUGAAGGGGAUGCUAGGAAGACCUUACAAGCAUUACAGCUUCCUGCAGCAAAGCUAGAAGGGGUAGAACCAAAUGUGGCUCAACAUUACCAGGAUACUCUGGUGCGAGCAAAAAGAGAAAAGGCACAGGAAACAAAAGAUGAAUCUGCAGUUCUCUGGCUGGACGAAAUUCAGAAUGGAAUAUUCCGCUCCAAUAAAGAAACAGAAGAUGCCCAAAGAUUCUCCCGAGGUGUCCUGGCUAUUAAUGAGGCAAUAGACAAGGGUGACAGUUCCCAAACCCUCCAGGCCCUGAGAUCCCCUGAUGUCGGACUUUAUGGGGUGACCGCAGAAUGUGCUCACACUUAUCAGAAGGAACUGGCAGAUCUAAAGGGAGACAAAGCAGCAGAAGGGGAGAAUGGAAGUGAAUGGAUGCAGCACUGGGUGAAGGGGGGAUAUCAUUAUUACUUUAACCUGAAUAGUAAUGAAGGGAGCUGGGAAGAGCCCCCGGGAUUUGUACAGAACAACACUCAGCUGUCAAAGGAGGAUAUUCAGAGCACCAUCUCUGGCGUCUCGGCUGCUUAUAACCGGGAACAAUUAUGGUUGGCUAAUGAAAGCCUCAUCACCAAACUCCAGGCCCACUGUCGAGGCUACCUGAUCCGCAAGAAAUUUAACUCCAGAAUGAACUUUCUGAAAGGGCAGGUUCCUGCGGUGACAUGCAUUCAGGCUAACUACAGAGGUCAGAAGCAGAGGAAAGCAUUCAGGGAGCGCAAGCAGUAUCUGCAAGAUCACAGUGAUGAAGUAGUGAAGAUCCAGUCAUACACUCGAAUGUAUCAAGCCAGGAAGCGCUACAGAGACAGGCUGAAGUACUUCAAUGACCAUAUUAACGAUAUCGUAAAAAUACAAGCUUUUAUCCGUGCCAACAAAGCCCGAGAUGACUACAAGACCUUGAUCAAUGCAGAAAAUCCACCAAUGGCGGUAGUGCGCAAGUUUGUUCAUCUUUUGGACCAGAGCGAUCAGGACUUCCAGGAAGAAUUAGAAGUCAUGAAGCUGAGGGAGGAAGUCGUGACUCUUAUAAGAUCAAACCAGCAGCUAGAGAAUGACCUCAAUCUUAUGGAUAUCAAGAUUGGACUCCUUGUGAAAAAUAAAAUUACACUGCAGGAUGUUGUUUCCCACAGUAAGAAGUUAACAAAGAAGAACAAGGAGCAACUCUCUGAUAUGAUGAUGUUAAACAAGCAGAAGGGAGGACUGAAGGCUCUGAGCAAGGAGAAAAGGGAAAAGCUGGAGGCCUACCAGCAUCUCUUUUACUUAUUGCAGACGAAUCCAACAUAUCUGGCUAAGCUCAUUUUCCAAAUGCCUCAAAAUAAAUCCACCAAAUUCAUGGACUCUGUCAUUUUUACUUUGUACAACUAUGCAUCCAACCAAAGAGAAGAAUAUCUGCUCCUGCGUCUCUUCAAAACAGCUCUUCAAGAGGAGAUAAAAUCUAAGGUGGACAUGAUUCAGGAAAUUGUCACUGGGAACCCUACAGUUAUAAAGAUGGUGGUAAGCUUUAACCGUGGGGCUCGCGGUCAAAAUGCUUUGAGGCAGAUCUUGUCACCAGUAGUGAAAGAGAUCCUGGAUGAUAAGUCCCUCAACAUCAAAACUGACCCAGUAGAUAUUUACAAGUCUUGGGUGAACCAGAUGGAAUCUCAGACUGGAGAAGCAAGCAAAUUGCCUUAUGAUGUCACACCAGAGCAGGCAAUAGCACAUGAAGAGGUGAGGAACAGACUGGAUGCUUCCAUCAAGAACAUGAGAACGGUUACAGACAAGUUCCUCUCUGCGAUUAUCAGCUCGGUUGAUAAGAUCCCGUACGCUAUGCGUUACAUAGCAAAGGUCCUGAAAGACACCCUUCAUGAGAAGUUUCCUGAUGCUGGAGAAGAUGACUUGCUUAAGAUUGUGGGAAAUCUGCUGUACUAUCGCUACAUGAACCCAGCUGUUGUGGCUCCAGAUGCUUUUGAUAUUAUCGAUCUUUCUGCGGGAGGUCAACUAACCACAGAUCAACGCCGGAACCUUGGAUCCAUUGCAAAGAUGCUUCAACAUGCUGCCUCCAACAAAAUGUUCCUUGGGGACAAUGCCCACCUGAGCAUGAUCAAUGAAUAUCUCGCUCAGUCCUACCAGAAAUUUAGACGUUUCUUCCAAACUGCUUGUGAAGUGCCAGAGCCGCAGGAUAAAUUUAAUGUGGAUGAAUAUUCAGAUCUGAUCACCCUCACCAAACCCGUUAUAUAUAUUUCUAUAGGGGAAAUUUUGAAUACGCACACACUGCUUCUAGACCACCAGGAUGCAAUAGCACCGGAGCACAACGACCCCAUCCAUGAGCUGUUAGAUGACCUUGGAGAGGUUCCUACUAUUGAGUCUUUACUAGGUGAAGGACCAGGAUCAUCACCAGACACAAAUAAGGAGUCCUUAGCAAAGACCGAGGUGUCCCUCACCCUCACUAACAAGUUUGAAGUCAUUGGAGAUGAGAAUGCAGAAAAAGAUGCAAAGACCAUCUUACUGAACACAAAACGGCUGAUAGUGGAUGUCAUUCGGUUCCAACCCGGAGAGACCUUGACAGAGAUUUUGGAGACUCCAGCAACCCCAGAACAGGAAGCGGAUCAUCAGAGAGCCAUGCAGAGGCGGGCAAUUCGAGAUGCCAAGACACCUGACAAAAUGAAAAAGGCCACAUCUCUACGGCAAGACAACAAUCUGACUCUUCAAGAAAAGAAAGAAAAGAUACAAAUUGGGCUCAAGAAGUUGACAGAGCUUGGAAUAGUGAAACCAGAAACCCGGUAUCAGGAUCUCAUCAAUGAUAUUGCCAAGGAUAUUCGUAAUCAAAGGAGAUACCGUCAGAGAAGAAAAGCAGAAUUAGUAAAGCUACAGCAGACACAUGCCGCUCUCAACUCCAAGGCCGUGUUCUAUGAAGAACAGGUAGACUACUACAAAAGCUACAUCAAAACUUGCUUGGACAACCUUUCAAGAAAGGGCAAAGUGUCCAAGAAAUCAGGACAAGUGAAAAAAAGUAAGAAGAUUUCUCUCAAAUACUCAGCAGCCAGGCUUCAUGAAAAAGGCGUGUUAUUGGAGAUUGAAGAUCUGCAAGUCAACCAAUUUAAAAAUGUUAUCUUUGAAAUUGCGCCCACGGAAGAGGUUGGGGAUUUUGAAGUGAAAGCCAAGUUCAUGGGCGUUCAGAUGGAAACAUAUAUGCUGCAUUAUCAGGACCUUCUCCAGCUGCAGUACGAAGGAGUUGCAGUCAUGAAGAUGUUUGACCGAGCAAAAGUCAAUGUAAAUCUCCUGAUCUUCCUCAUAAACAAGAAAUUCUAUGGGAAGUAAAACCGGAUAAAGCCUCCACAUCUGGGGUGCAAGUUACGAAAGGACCUUUUAUGUCUCCCUGUCACAAAAAAUGGUGGCAGAAACCUACUUAAAUUGCUUUUAUACAUGUAUGAGGUCUUGUGCCCAAACUCUGCAAGUACUGUAUCUCGCUGCCUGAUGCUAAACGUUAGAAAAGCAGCACGAGGUCGCGGUGCUUCUAUAUAAUGUUACAUAGGAAUUUGGCGUAGGGUGUAUAUAUAAACCCCUUCGGCUGAGGAUUAGUUAGCGUACAAUAUAACUGGUCUCACAGACCUGCACUAACUGCAUCUAUAAAUACAUAUGUAUUAGAAGGUUUUUUUAAAAAAAAAAAGAUUUUUUAUUUUUUUUGUGUAGAUUAAAAUGAUCUUUAUAGAUUAUAUUCCAUACUAUUUGACACGUUUUAAAAUUGAAGUCAAUGUUUGUAUUUAACAGUGCAGGCACUUUUUGCUUUUGUUGGUCGGUAUGUUCUGUGCGGAGAUCAGAAUUUAAUCAUGACGUAGCUUAUUUAUGAAUGAUCUGCUUCCCCUUACUGCAGGGCUCUUUAGUCUGCUUCUCUGCGACGGUCAGUAUUGACUCAAUGGCUUGCUUAUAUUCAGCGAUAACGACACGUGGUGUGUUCAAGUAUCAUAGCCUAUGGAGCUGAGGAUUCGAUUAGAAAUGCAGCUCUCACGGCUUCCUAUAACGGGGUCUUUGUAAAGUGGCUGUUUUUUAGAACAUAUUGCUAAACUGGAAUUAAACGGCAAGAUCGCUUUCCUUUGUUGUCAGAAGGUCCACCCCCUUCCUUCCCUGUCUCGGGUUUUUUCUUGAAAGGAGUCAUGCCUUUGAUUUUGCUACCGUUUUUUAUUAUAUAACAGAUCUCGCAGAGGUUUAUCGUAAAAUUAAGGCUUGUAUUUUUAUGUUGUCAGAAAAGGAAAUUAAUUAAAAAAAAUUAAAAUAGUUUACAUAAAACUGAAGUAGCAAUAAGGAUGACUGAAAUAUAAAAAUGCUGUUUUUAUGACAAACUCUUACCGUUUAGAACUUGAAGAGUUGCAGGCUAAGCGCUAAACACUGUCAGAUGUUCUUAUCUGCAGGAGUUGUCUCCUCUUCUGGUAGAUGCUCUAUAUAAAUUGUAAAUUUAAACAACUAGAUAUUUUUAAGAAAAAAGAUGAGUUUUUAUAUUGAUAGAGAUUUGUAUGUUGAUUAUUAAUUUGGUAUGACAAAGUGACUCCAUAUUCACGUCUGCUGAGGUGAGAUGAUUAGUCGCGUAUUUGGCUCUUAUUUAACGUGGGAGACAUCAUCUCAGAGGGUUAGUCAGUAGGGAUCACUGCAGGGCUUAUACUGUUAGGUAAUGCAUAUGCUAGAUUUGCUCUUAUAAAGCUUAGGAUUGCUUGUUUUUAUUGGCUUCUAGCUUUUAAGGAAAAUACUAGAUUCUCAUUGACUAUGGAAAUGACAGGAUACGUUCUGCAGCUAGUUCAUUAAUCCAGAUCCCGUGGAUGAUAUUUGGGUUUCAGAGGUCUGGCUGUAUUAAGCAGGGGUCAGCUUUGCCUCUUUAUUUAUUGCUGGACACACGUAUAUGAUCUUCACAAGUGCAUUGAUUUAAUCUUUCUUAUCCUGUGCCUUUUGGUCUCUGGGCGGCCUGCCUGUAUCCGUAUCUUGAUUAGCUGAAUAAAAAGAUCAUUUGUUUACA